Messenger RNA from Epinephelus lanceolatus (giant grouper), 2237 nucleotides. Its product is annotated as endoplasmic reticulum-Golgi intermediate compartment protein 2-like. Gene Ontology annotation, cellular component: endoplasmic reticulum; membrane; COPII-coated ER to Golgi transport vesicle. NCBI's taxonomy places the organism in Eukaryota, Metazoa, Chordata, Actinopteri, Perciformes, Serranidae. Gene Ontology annotation, biological process: retrograde vesicle-mediated transport, Golgi to endoplasmic reticulum; endoplasmic reticulum to Golgi vesicle-mediated transport. The record is from RefSeq and is a predicted model, not a curated record.
AUUCAGACAAUGGGGUCAAACCAACGACACCACAGCUAGCUAACUACUCCACAACACACCUACCACAGGUAACUUACUCCCUGUACGUGAAAGUUCUUGAUGUUUCACAGUAAAAAGAAGCGUUUUAACCGUGGACUGAGCUGACAUACAUUAACGGUUUCUCUUUCACUCAGACCAGCCGCCCGUAGCCAUGUUUUAGCCGGCUAAGUUAGUUAGCUAGCUAGCAUUACCGUUGCUAACAGCUGUCAUGUUCAACGUCAGCACAGAGAGGAAGAACCGCUGAGGACAAACUGAACAUUACUCAUCUCUCAGCGGUGGUCCCAUUAAACAAGUGAAGGUAACCAGCUCCUGGGAAACAUCCACUUUAUGAGGGAGUCACCUGAAGCUACAGCCCCGCUGCUCCCAAGAUGAGGAGGCUGACCAGGAAGAAGGCUCUGGGUCUGGUGAAGGAGUUGGACGCUUUCCCCAAAGUUCCCGAGAGCUAUGUGGAGUCCUCAGCCAGCGGAGGGACAGUGUCUCUGAUAGCCUUCACUCUCAUGGCCGCCCUCGCCUUCCUGGAGUUCUUCGUUUACAGAGACACCUGGAUGAAGUAUGAGUAUGAGGUGGACAAAGACUUCAGCAGUAAACUGAGGAUAAAUGUAGACAUCACAGUGGCCAUGAGAUGCCAAUAUAUAGGUGCAGAUGUCCUGGAUCUAGCAGAGAACAUGGUUGCUUCUGAUGGCUUAAAGUAUGAACCAGUCAACUUUGAACUCUCUCCAGAGCAAAGACUAUGGCAAAUGACACUUCAGCACAUCCAGGAGCGUCUGAGAGUGGAGCACGCUCUACAGGAUGUAAUCUUCAAGGCUGCAAUAAAAGAAGCUCCUCCUGUUAUGUCUCAAAGUGAGAACAAUCCCAGCACCCUUACCGCCUGCAGGAUACAUGGACACCUGUACGUCAACAAGGUAGCAGGAAACUUCCACGUCACUGUUGGCAAGUCCAUCCCACAUCCCAGAGGCCACGCCCAUCUGGCUGCCCUCGUCAGUCAUGACAGUUAUAAUUUCUCUCACCGGAUCGACCACCUGUCCUUUGGAGAGGUGGUUCCUGGGAUCAUCAGCCCUCUGGACGGCACGGAGAAAAUCUCUCCUGAAUCUAACCACAUGUUCCAGUACUUCAUCACUAUCGUGCCCACCAAACUGAACACGUACAAGGUGUCUGCGGAAACACAUCAGUACUCAGUCACUGAGCGGGAACGAGUGAUUAACCAUGCUGCAGGCAGCCACGGAGUCUCAGGGAUCUUUAUGAAAUACGAUAUCAGCUCUCUGAUGGUCAAAGUCACCGAGCAGCACAUGCCUCUCUGGCAGUUUCUUGUCAGACUGUGUGGCAUCAUCGGAGGCAUCUUCUCUACAACAGGAAUGCUCCACGGUGCAGUAGGAUUCUUAGUUGAUGUUAUUUGCUGCCGUUUCCAGAUGGGAGUCUACAGACAUCUGAAGGAGCAGCCCAACAGUGAAACCUCGAUUCCCACAGUGGAUGACGUCCAACAAUGAGAGUCCCUGCAACUCAGCUGCAGCCGCCUGUCAACUCACCAUCUCUGCCUAUCACAUGAGACAGCCACCAGACGCUGUAAACAUGUUUACAAGUCGUUUUGUUACAGAGUACAUCCCCACUUUGUUCAAGAAUGUGUAAAUAUUUGUAUCAUUUUUAAAGUUUUUAUUGGGUGGGUGUAAGAUUCAUAUAUGACCAUUAAUCCGUCUGUGAAGGAUCAUAAUCAAUACCUCCACUAAUCAUCUGUCACUUUCACUGGAAAGCUGCACCAGGAGGACUGAGCAGCAGUCUGAGCACUAAUUAUUCACAUCGUAAGCAUGGAUCUGACUUCAUUAAAAAGACGGUACCUGGUGUUACAGAUCCCACGCUACACCCACACAGGUGUUUUCACUUAGUUUGGCUAAUUAGACCUGUGCUCGUGGCUAUGUGUGACUGACAGUUACAAGAUGUUUUAACAUAUUUAACGUGUGAUUCGGAGUCUUUCAUGUUGUUCGGUGACCUCAGGAAACUCCAGUAUUGCUCAAAUCAACCUGUAGCUGAGAAGAGGCCUCAUCAGCCACAGUAAGAGACAGACCUGUGUAGGUGUGCGGGUCGGCUGAUGAAGACUGUGUGAAAAGACGAGAAGGGUUUUAAAUUGUUCCACAAGUGUGCCUGUGUGUAAUUGAUUGUUUAAAAUAUGAAGCUGAUUUGUAAAAUAAAAUCCACUUUCAACUUGA